ACAUCACGAAAAGGCAAACGUACAAGAACUACAAAAAUCCCGACUUCCGUUCCUGAUUCUCCUACACAUUCGCAAGGUUCCGAAAAAACUCAAGAUGAGCUACAGGAUUUUUCCGAUGCAAACCAACUCAAUCUUAAAUCUCG
Molecule: messenger RNA, 143 nt
Organism: Dentiscutata erythropus
Lineage: Eukaryota; Fungi; Glomeromycota; Glomeromycetes; Diversisporales; Gigasporaceae
Source: the annotation of a GenBank genome assembly